AUGACUCGGCUAAAUUCUUCUCCAAUACUGCUCGUUGUUGACAUGCAAAAUGGGUUUUGUCACCCAUCUGGAAGUUUCAGCAAGGUUGGGAUCCCAAUCCUUCGACAAGCCGCCAUUUUCCCCGUCAUCAAACGACUCAUAGAUCUCUGUCGCAGAACUGGCAUCCCAGUCUUUUACACACGUAUGGAAUUUAGCGAAGAUUUUUCCGAUGCUGGUAUAAUGAUUGAUGGCAAGCCAGGGCUUAAGCAAGCAAAAGCUCUUAUUCGGGGGACUUGGGAUGCGCAGAUUCUUGAUGAACUUCGGCCGGAACCGUACGAUUUUGUGGUGUCGAAACAGCGACAUUCUGCGUUUUUUGGCACGGACCUUCAUCGAGUUCUGUCGGAGCGGGGGAUUGAUCAAAUUAUUGUGACGGGGGUAGCGACAAAUAUCUGUGUUGAGUCUACAGUACGUGAUGCGUGGAUGUAUGGUUUCCAGUCUUUGACAGUGCAGGAUGCUACGGAUACGUUAAGUGAGAAAGAACAUUUGGCGCACUAUUUCUUCACGGGAGCUAGAGGAGGAAUUACAGAAGUGGAGUUUGCUCAAUGGGUCUAA
Molecule: messenger RNA, 591 nt
Organism: Sclerotinia sclerotiorum 1980 UF-70
Lineage: Eukaryota; Fungi; Ascomycota; Leotiomycetes; Helotiales; Sclerotiniaceae
Exons: 2
Coding region: 1-591 (196 amino acids)
Source: RefSeq, a predicted model, not a curated record